AUGAUCUGUUCAAGUAGAGGAACGAUCGUACUAGCUACUGCAAACUCAUUCCCCAGAUUACCCAUCAGAAAAUCUUCCGGAUUUCAUGUAAACCGGAUUCGAAACCAUCUCCCGGUUAAUGUCAGAGCUCGUCGACGAUCAUCAUCAAUGGCGAUGACAAUGAGAUCAAAACCACCACCGUUGAUUCGGACAACAUCAGUAGCCAGUGAUCGAGUCACUGCUCUCUUCUCUAUACGAGAGCUUAACCGCUUCGUUACAGUAAUCCAAGCCUUGAUCUUCUUUCUCCUCCGUGUCGUCGUCACCAAACAGAAGAAGAGGAAAGUUUGGGUCGGGUGCGGCGGCGUUUCCUCUUCACCGACGAAGACGACGGUGGUCGAUGAGGAAGUGGCGGUUAGAAGGGAUUUGGCAACGAGGAGGGUUUUGGAGGAUAACGGUGGCGAUGGAAUCUCCGUCAGAGAUUUCUCGAUCUUCACGACAAAGAGAGGCGACACGUUGUUCACUCAGUCAUGGACACCUGUUGGGUCCGUCAAGACCAGGGGGCUUGUUGUUUUGCUACAUGGUCUGAACGAACACAGUGGUAGGUAUAGUGAUUUUGCAAAGCAGCUAAAUGUUAUUGGAUUCAAAGUCUAUGGAGUAGAUUGGAUCGGUCAUGGUGGAAGCGAUGGACUUCAUGCUUAUGUUCCUUCUCUUGAUUAUGCUGUCGCUGAUUUGAACUCGUUUCUUGAGAAGGUAAUUGCCGAAAACCCGGGACUGCCCUGUUUCUGCAUUGGCCACUCAACAGGAGGAGCUAUCAUCUUAAAGGCUAUGCUAGAUCCAAAGAUCGAAGCUCGAGUUGCAGGGAUUGUGUUAACUUCACCUGCAGUUGGAGUCCGACCAUCUCAUCCUAUCUUUCGCGUAAUUGCACCUUUCCUCGCGAUCCUCAUACCGAGAUACCAGUUAAGUGCUGCAAAGAAGAAAAUAAUGCCGGUUUCUCGUGACCCGGAAGCUCUCGUAGCUAAAUACUCUGACCCGUUAGUCUACACGGGGUCUAUCCGAGCAAGAACCGGUUACGAGAUCCUUAGACUUGGUUCUCAUUUACUGCGGAAUCUAAACAGAAUCAAGGUCCCGUUUCUUGUCUUGCACGGUGCAGCUGAUACGGUUACAGACCCUAAAGCUACUCAGAGACUAUACGAUGAGGCUUCCUCGUCCGAUAAGUCGAUCAAGCUUUUUGAUGGGUUGUUGCACGAUCUCCUCUUUGAACCGGAACGAGGAAUUAUCGCUGGAGUCAUAUUGGAUUGGCUAAACCGGCGUGUUUGA
Molecule: messenger RNA, 1296 nt
Organism: Arabis nemorensis
Lineage: Eukaryota; Viridiplantae; Streptophyta; Magnoliopsida; Brassicales; Brassicaceae
Source: the annotation of a GenBank genome assembly